AUGACAACAAUAAAACAAGAACAAUGCACCCUUCCACUCGAAAAGGUCUUCUCCAUCCAAAUCGGCACCGAGUUAUUUCGCCUCUCCGGUGCCUCAAUAGCAUCUGAUGCCCCGUCUUAUUUCUCGCAGUUCUUCGAAACCCAACUCAACGAAAACGGAGAUGCGAAUUUGAGGACGUUGUAUAUUGACCGGGAUCCGGGCACGUUUCAGGAUAUUGCACGGCAUUUGCAGGGUAUGCCUUGUCCAAUAUGGAUGGCAGUAGUGAUGCUAACCAUGCAGGAUACCACGUCCGUCCCAAGGACAGCAGAGAGUUCGUCAAGCUAUUCGCAGACGCGCAAUUCUACAGCUGUACAUCUCCCCCUCUACCCCAUAUCUCUCACCCAGAUUGACAAUAUAGUACCCCGCCUAACCUCCCAACUCUUCGAGUCCGACAUCUUCGUGCAAAUCGGCGGCCGCCAGUUCCAGAUCCCUCGCGACAUCUUCUCGUCCCCCGGUGACUCGCCCAAUUUCUUCUCCCUAGGGUUUGCGGACUUUUUCGCCUCGCCGUCUGAAGUCUUUCCGGGAUUGGAUCGGACGGGGCUGCUACGGCCACCGGCGAUUCAACCCCCAAGUGUUCCGAAUCGGUCUGGGGAUGUCUUUGCGGAACUACUGCAUAUGCUACGGGGCUAUCCGUUGGAGAUUCGGAGUGCGGAGCAUCGCGAACAACUCCUACGGGACUGUCGAUACUACCAUCUCAGAGGCCUAGAACAGCGCUUAAUCCCCCACCACAUAAGCUUCCACCCUAGCGACGAACCCCGAAGCGAAAUUAUAAUCCGCCUCGAAGACCUCCGCCCCUCAGGCCUAGACACCAGCCUCAUCCAGUCCGUACGAGACCCAAUCUGGCACCUCAAAUACGCCCGCCCCUUCACCAACGAAACACCACACGACUUAAUUAUUGAAAUCGGUAACACAACCACAACAAUCGACUGGGCGCUGAAACUGCACUUCCACGGCGCGACACGCGAACGCAUCAAACGGCUAAUCCAGCUCGUGCUCAGCAAGACCACACUGCAACUCCCGCCGUUAUUAGAGAACGAAGACGAAAUGAAUAAUUUCUGGGGACUUUUUGAAACGGGGAUUACAAAUCAUACCGAUCUGACUGUUGACGGAGAGAAGGCUGAUCCGACGACUCUUAGGAUUUAUACUAGUGUUUCGCUGGCGCAGAGUGUGCCGCCGAGUCGGAAGAGGCUGAGGAUCGAUGAGGCGGAGACUAUGGAGUGGUUUGUGAGGAGGGGACAGUGGCGGGUUGUUGUCACGGAGACGUCUCCUCCUGGUACGAAGGAGAAGGAGGUUAAGGUUAAGUUUGUUGGGGUGAAGUUGGAUGUGUAUACAAAGGAGAGGGAGAGGAAUCGCACGAGGAGUUUUUUGGGGAGUUAG
This is a messenger RNA of Aspergillus chevalieri, 1416 nucleotides long. RefSeq lists its product as uncharacterized. The transcript has 2 exons. The record is from RefSeq and is a predicted model, not a curated record. NCBI's taxonomy places the organism in Eukaryota, Fungi, Ascomycota, Eurotiomycetes, Eurotiales, Aspergillaceae. Bases 1 to 1416 code for a protein of 471 amino acids.